GUGUGCGUCCGAAUGCUGCUCCAGCGGAGCAGCCAGCUCUUCGCUCCUUCGCCCUCUCUGCGCCUUAAGCAGCUCUCGCCAGUCCUCAGCGGCCACUGAGCUUCUCCGCAAGGGGACAGUAGCGCUGCACCGGGAACGCGAGCAGAGCUGGCAGGGUCCGCGUAGGCUCACCCCGCCAGGAGGCUGACCCUUCUUCAGCCGCGCUGAGGCACAAGAAAGACACUCGCGCAAAGGCUCAGGGUCGCUCACUGCGCGCGCGCGGGCACUUCCUGGAACGUCAAUUGGCUAACAGAAGGCAGGUUUCUGGAAACUUCGGCCACAGAGGCGCUAAGAGCGGGAAACGGCUGCCGCGGGGGGACUUGAGUGCGCAGAAGGACCCGCGUCCCCUUAGCCGGUGCAGAGCGUGCAGACAGGGACGGUAGCGUGCGCCUCGCCGAGUUCUUUCUUUGUUUUCUUUAAAUGACCUUUAUUCUUUUAGUUUUACCAUGCAGAAUAUAGAAAAUACAGAUAAGCAAAUACGAAAGGGGAGAGCUCCCGCCGUCACUCACAGAUAGACACGUAGGCCUUUUUCGUCUAGUCGCUUGGCGCCCAAUUUCGGGAGGCGGGGCGGCGUCGCUAUUGGCUGGGCGCGCUGUCAGGCGCGCUCACCCGCUCGCCGGCAGGCUGGGGCGCUCUCGCUGCUGUAAGGGAUCGUGCGGCCCGGGAGCAGCGCGCGGAAAAAGAUUUCUGCUUGGAAGUUAAACAGCUACUGGGAAAAUGGAUAUCAGUAUUGAUUUGGAAACUGACUGUCCUGAGCUGGUUCUGUAUGUGGGAAGAGUCACUCUUGGGGAGAAGAACAGAAAUAAAAUGAAUCCUCAACUGAGAAAAAUGCAGAAUUAUAAAAUCUCACAAGCUGUGUGUGGUAAAGUGAAUUCUGGAGGGGGAGUGAUCAAGGCUAAAAUUGAGAAUGAAAACUAUAGUUUCAAAAGUGAUGGAAUAGGAUUAGAUUUGGAAAAUUCUUUUCAGAAUAUGCUUCUGUGUGUUCCUAAAUACCUAGACUUCAUGCAGCAAGGUAACUACUUUCUGAUUUUUGUCAAAUCAUGGAGCUCACAAAUCACUGGUAUGAAAAUUGUCACCCUGAGCUCCAAUUUGUACAAAAGGGAUGUGACAUCUGUAAAUGUCAUGAGUCCCAUGGCUGCACUGGACUUCCUCAAAGACAGGAAAGAAAGUGGAGAGUGGUUGUCUAUAAAACAUUUAUCGCCUCCAAAGAGAUUCCGUUUUGAUGUACAAGAAGAAAGUAACAUAGAGGCCUUGGCUGCUGACGUUUUUAACAGGACGCGACUUAGGUACAAAGGAAAACUCAUCUUUACUGAAUCCACACAUGUUGAAAUGAAACAAUUCUCAACAGAAUAGUGGUUUCAACACAUUAAAGAGAUUCUUCCUCAACAUGUUUCUGCAUUUGCAAAUACUGAUGGGGGAUAUUUGUUUAUCAGUGUGAGUGAAGAUCAACAGGAAACAUCCAUCAGGAAGUUGCCUGUCUAUCACUUCUGUGGGAGGAAUAGGGAGAUAAAUUACUCGUGCAAAUUCCUUGAAGUAUAUGAUGAAGGACGUGUUUGUGGGUAUGUUUGUGCUCUCAAAAUAGAGCGAUUCUGCUGUGCAGUGUUUGCUAAAGACCUGGAUUCCUGGUGUGUGGAAGACAACCGUGUGAGGCAGAUAACCGUGAAUGAAUGGAUCCAGUUCAUGGUGGAUGCUGAACCAAGUGAGGAACGACCAAACUUUUCCAGGUUAUUUGAAGAGAUGAGCCUUCAACAAAGUAUGUCAUCACCUAUUCCCCAGAGUCGGCCUGUUUAUAAUGAAAAGAUGACAUGUGUUCCAGAAGCCUUCUACAAGAAACUGCGCUCUCAACACAAAAGACUUGCACAGUUAAUACGGGAAGAAGUGGGGUCUGAUGGUCAAGGUACAUUGAUCUUUUCUAGGAGCUGGUCUUUGGAUCUAGGCUUGCAAGAGAAUGAGGAUGUCAUCUGUGAUGCUCUUCUAAUUUCCCAGGACCGUCCACCAGUCCUUUAUACCUUCCUCAGGGUACCAGAUAAGAAGUCAAAAGGCUAUUCCAGGCAAACUGCCUUAACUUUAAAGCAGAAUCUGGCAAAACUUGGUGGUUACCCUGGGAAAGUGUGUAUCAUGAUAAAGAUCUUCUACUUGAGCGAAGAAUCUCCUCCAUUGACUGAAGGCAAUGCAAGCCUUCUUUAUGAUUCAAGCUGCCGGGUAUGUUACCCUAAGUCCUACAAUCGUGUAACCACUCAAACAGUGAAAGACUUGAAGAAGGCCCUUUUUAUACUCUUAAAAAGACUUGGAUCUUUGAGUAACCAAUUUACCUCUGAGAUUUUUCAACACCUCUUAGAUAGUCAGUGUGGAUUACGUUCAGAGGAAUGACACAAGGAUGUUUAAAUCUUGUCCAAGGUUCACUUCAAUCAUGGAAAAUAUACCAGGCUCCAAAUUGUUUUUUUAUUCUAUAGCUGAUGAUGUUUUCUCAUUCUGUGAAAAUAUGCCUUUGAAAAACCACAAAGUUGCAAAGCAACUUGAUGGGAUGUUGGAAAAUCAAGUUUGGCCUUUGUUUACUUCUUCCUAAAUGAUCUUCAUAGAUGUUGCUUAAAAGUUAUUAGGAAAAUUAAUUUUUUGAUUUCUCUGUGCACAGUUCGUUAUUUGCUCUGUGAAGAGUUUAUUAUUUACUCUGUGCAUAGUUCAUGGAUAAAUUUUCUUCCAUCUUUAAAUUGGGAAAAAUUGCAGUACUUUUAUUUUUAACAGCAACAACAAUAAUGGAAAUCUCCCAAGAUAUACCCAGAAAACCUUUAUAACUUAGAAAAGAUUAUCAUUGAUGAUGCUUACAAUUUCCAUAAUGGAAAUGAAGAAGAAGGCAAAAUUUGUUACCCCUUCUCUCAAAAUUCUCUAAAUCUUCUUGGGCUAUUUUUACACUAUUCCCUUGGAGGAGUUAUGGCUUUCCUAAUUGCUCCGCUGGUAAAAUAAUGACAACAGUAGACUGUGAAAAAUAUGUAUAUUUAAUGUAAUACCUAGAGCAAACACUAUAAAAGCUAUGCAGAGAGACACACUAAAAGACAAAAUAGAUAAAUCAAAAUGGAAUUGUAAAAAGUAUUCAGGGAACCCAGAAGAGGGCAGGAAAAUUAAACAGAGAAAUGAAAAACAGAGAGAACAAACAAAACAAAAAAUGGGAGACUUAAGCCCUAACAUAUGAAUAAUUACAUUGUGUAAAUGGUCUAAAUACACCAGUUGAAGCCGUAGAUUGGCAGAGCGGAUUAAACAUCAUGGCGCAACUGUAUGCUGUCGAUAAGAAACUCACUUCAAAUAUAUAGAGGUUGAAAGCAAAAGGAUACAAAAAGAUAUAUCAUGCGAAGGAAAGCAGGAGUUGCUACAGUAAUAUCAGAGAAAGUAAAGAAAAUGACCGUUGACAGAGAAGCACAUUAUAUGAUGAUAAAAAGGCCAAUCCACCAAGAAAACAUAGUGAUCCUAAAUGUGUGUGCAUCAGACAACAGAGCCGAAAAAUAUGUGAGGCAAAAUGUGAUAGAUCCGAAAGGAGAAAUAGACAAAUCCACAGUUGGAGAUUUCAACACCCCUCUAACGAUACUUGAUAGAACAAGUAAACAAAAAACUUUCAAGGAUAUACAAGAACUUAACACCAUUAGCCAACAGAUCUAAUUGACAUUUAGAGAACACUCCAGCCAACAACAGAAUAUGCAUUCUUUUCAGCUGCCCACAGAACAUAUCCCGAGAGAGACCAUAGCCUGGCUGUAAAAGACCUCAACAAAUUUUGAGGGACUGAAAUUAUACAGAGUGUGUUCUACCAGCAAAAUGGAAUCAAACAAGAAAUCAAUAACAGAAAGAUAACGGGAAAAUCUCCAAACACU
Molecule: messenger RNA, 3896 nt
Organism: Diceros bicornis minor
Lineage: Eukaryota; Metazoa; Chordata; Mammalia; Perissodactyla; Rhinocerotidae
Product: schlafen family member 12-like
Source: RefSeq, a predicted model, not a curated record